Molecule: messenger RNA, 1135 nt
Organism: Macadamia integrifolia
Lineage: Eukaryota; Viridiplantae; Streptophyta; Magnoliopsida; Proteales; Proteaceae
Product: probable sesquiterpene synthase
Exons: 4
Coding region: 126-848 (240 amino acids)
Molecular function (GO): magnesium ion binding; terpene synthase activity
Source: RefSeq, a predicted model, not a curated record
GCAGAAAGAUAGUAUCCAAAGUUACUGCCCUGAUCACCAUUAUUGAUGAUACCUAUGAUGCAUAUGGUACCCUCCAAGAACUUCAGCUCUUCACUGAUGCGAUUGAAAGGUGGGACCUUAAUGCCAUGGAUGGACUCCCUGAAUACAUGAAGGUGAUAUAUUCGAAAAUUUUAGAUUUUUACAAUGAGCUUGAGGUGGAGCUGAGAAAGGAUGGACAAUCUUAUCGUGUUAACUAUGCAAAAGAAGUGUUGAAAAUACCGGUUAGAACCUACUUUAAACAGGCCAAAUGGUUUAAUGAUGGAUAUAUUCCAACAUUUGAAGAGUAUGUGCAAACUGCAUCAAUCAGCAUUGCAUGUUCCUUUAUAAUAGUCAGUUCCCUAGUUGGCAUGAGAGGAGAUGUUGUGACAAAGGAAGUCUUUGAUUGGGCAAUGAAGGAAUCUAACAAGCUUGUUAAGGCUUCAAACUUAAUUGGAAGGCUUUUGAAUGAUAUGAAGUCCCACAAGUUUGAGCAAGAGAGAGGUCAUAUUUGUUCUGCCGUGGAGUGCUACAUGAAGCAAUAUGAUAAUGUCUCAGAGGAAGACGUAUAUGAUGAAUUUAAGAGAAGAAUGGUGGAGGCAUGGAAAGAUAUGAAUGAAGAAUUCAUGAAACUACGGAUGACCACCGCCGCCAAAGCUGCCGCUGCCGCCGCGGCCAAUGCGGUGGCUGUCCCAUUGCCAGUUCUGUUACUUCCUGUCAACCUUGUUCGUAUAGUUGAGCUGUUCUACUUGUAUAAAGAUGGUUUCACUCUUCCACAUGAAGUGCUGAAGGAAAACAUCACCUCGUUGUUUUUCAAUCCCAUACCCAUGUAGUACCGAUCAAGUACUUGCAUGUAUGGGAGUAGUAGUAAUUAUUAGUAUUUAGAGAUUUCGCAAUGGAUAACUGUAUUAAUAAGUGCAAAGAAAAGUUUAUAUAUACUUUGGAGACACUGCAAUGGAUAACUGUAUUAUUAAUGAGUGCAAAAUAGAUUCUACUUGGUAGGUAAGAAUGGAUUUGAUAAUAUCAUUUGCCAUUCUACUUUGGUUGUGAUUUUUAUCUUUAGACCUUAGUCAUCUUUGUAGAAUCCCAUCUCAAAUUGAGUUUGAAUCAGGUCCUCAUA